UGGGGGAUCCAUAGGAUUUGCCGAGACUUUACUCAGAUGUAUGUAUGUUCACACCUUUGAAUGCAGAAACCCCAGAACCUCUCAGCAUUAAGUCUCUGGGGUGGGGCGGGGGGUCGUUCAGUGACAAUGCCAACAGAGCUCUGAAUUUUUUUCGAAAGUUAUCCAAAAAAUGUCACAUAUAAAUCGUACUUAAAAAAAUAAUCGAGUCUGCUGACAGCCACUUUGGUUUUUCACACAUUUAUAGUGCCGAAUAUUUAACAAUUUUAUGUGGAAUAAUAGUGAUUAUAUAUACGCACGUUAAAAACAAGCUUGUGGUCUCUUAUUAGUCAAUAUUUCAUUGCACGGUUUUCUCCGAACGUUAACAUUUGAAGGUUACUGACACCACUUUAAUUGUAUAAUACUUUUAUCGAAUUGAACCCUUGUGACAAAAAGUUCCGAAUGGUUUUACAAAGUCAUCUUAAAAUCAGAAAAACCUUAAUAAAUCCCUUCUUUGAAGUGUUAGGUAUACAUACAUUCAUCCUGUUGGUUCAUACCAGCAAAGGGUCAUAGUGUCUAUAUAUACAAAUGAAUCACAGUUCCGUGGCUUCGGGAUCUCUUGAAAAAUGCAAAACCACUUGCACAACUUCCACCGAACUGACAUUUUCUGGACACUUACAUGGUCGAGAGUCCUUCUCUGCUGAUAUGUUAUUUGAUCCUUAGUUCUUUCUUGGUCUUUUUAUAGAUUUCAGUAGUCGGAGCGCAAUUUCUGUGGGUUCUCAGGGAGCGAGUAGUGUUUCUCAGUUCUCGGAGAAGCGCUGUGGUAAAAAGGCUGUGACCGCGACUUGUGACGACACUUUCAAAACAGUAACUUUUACGAUGUUGGAUGCGCAGGAUGUUCAACUCCAAGGAGAUACAAGAGUGUCCCCAUCUCCCUGUGAGACACCGGUACCCUCCUACGAGAACGAGAAAAAUUUCAAGAAGAAGAACCACUUGAUAUCUCAUUUGCCUUCACACCUUCCUCGUCUGCACAUGUCGAAACGCCUUCCAGGUUUUUCAAAUAACUUCGCCGCUCUGUCAAGAAUCCCGUCGCAGUCAAACAUGACGUCGGGGAAGGAGAUCGACAGAAGCAUCCAGUACCUGAACGUCCGCCCCAUUUGGUUCACUCAUUACGUCAUUCAGCACCUCGACAGCCUAGUGCAAGUGAUCAUUCAGCCGGUGGAUGGCGGGUUCAAAGUGACAGAUAACACCCAUCGUUUGCUAUACACGGUCAGGGCAGACUCGGAGGGCAUUUGCUGUGGCAUGGAAGGACCUGAAGUCGUAUUCAAGGCCGUGAACUCCCAAAAGGAGCACGUCCUCACCUUCGUCAAACAUAGCAGCAAUCCGUGUCUUAAUAGGCUUAAGUACGUGUAUGUCAAGCUUCACCCUGACGUGCCCCUAGGAACCAUAGACCAGGAGAGCGAGUUCAAGGCGCUAGUUAAAAACUGCUCAGGGGACGUCCUUUGCACAAUACGCCUCGAGGAUCCUAGGGCUCCCCGCGGUUCUCUUGUCUUGCAGGUGAUACCCAGCAGAAAAUUCCUGGAGUGGGGAAGGAUGGAAGAAUGCGGAGGAUCCCUAAUUGCGACUUUUCCCAAGGAAUCAGAUGCAGUGACCAAGGCCAUUCUCAUCGCCAGUGGCGUCCUUACGCAAUAUGAAACAAUGAAAACUAGGCCUAAGAGUGUGUGAUGUCAUUCAUCAACGGAUUUCAUUAUUUUGCUACAUAAUGCUGAGUUAAAGAUUCUCUGGACUCUUGAGACAUCCGGGGGACAACUAACCAUUAUCAAAAUUUCGCCAGCCAAGGAAUUGGAUCCUGGAGAGGUGAACGGGCACAACAUCUGCUAUAAUCACCAGAGCUCCCGAAGCAGGAUAUAUUUAUAUCAAAAUUGUUGAAGGUUAUGUAUGAUCCAUAAUCCCGUGACCUUAAAGCACUUGGCAGGCUGGUCCUGCACAGUUUUGCUGGUAAUAGUGAAUCUAGCACAUUUUUUAAAUAAUGAUUCUAGAGAAAUUCUGUAGCUCUAAAUAGAGGGUUUCUUAGUACUAUAGUAUUUAAUGGUUUAUAGACCUGAUCACAGAUUUUUUAAACGUUUAACAAGUGGUUUGCAAGCAUCAAAUCGAGAGAAUAUUUACACACAACUUUUAAAAUGUUUUAAAAUCCAGUUUAGAGGUUUAUAAUACCAAGUAUAAAUUUUUUUAUUGACAUUGAAUCCCUCUCCUUCCAGUGUGAAGGGGCGAUUCUUUAUUUUUACACUAUUUUCAUCGUAUAGUUCAGAAGAAACGAAUAGCAAAGAGAUUGCAAAGUGUGUGCCAAUGGAGUCAAAAGAAUUUGGUCUUAAUUCAUCUUGAAUAUGUUGCUGUUACGUACAUUUUGAUGUGGCUUGUUAAUAUAUUAGUAUUUUAGCAUUUUAUACACUGUAAACCGACCUCCUUUGGUGAAAGUUUUAACAAAUUUGCCAUGUAUUCAUGAUCCGUCAAGAGUUUUUUUUUGUCAAAUGUUAACUUAGGAAGGCACUCUAUUAUUGUUUUGUUUUCCAAUUUUAUAUCACAUCAGUGGUGGAGUGUCGUAUCCGCGGUUGCCAGAUUGGGCUACAAGUAGCGAAUUGGGCUACUUUUGAAGGCCCUGUGCUACUAAAUUUUUACUUUCGCUACUUGCAACUUUUUGGACUACUUUUGAAAUGAAUUGGGCUACAUUUGGGCAACUAAUCUAAAAAUUCAAUGAGAGUUUAAUCUUAUAGUAAAUAUGUCAUCUCAGAUAGAUAAUUAGCUGACCAGUCGAAGAUUCAUGGUAUUUAAAGUCAGUGGCGUCUGUUGUUAAGCAUUGAUUGGGCCAGUGUUUGUGAUGGACAGAUUCCAACAUCUGGAUUGCCUUUUUGGACAAAAGCUAUGACUGUCAAGAAUGCUGCUGGAGAACUCAUACUAGUUGAUAUUGCUGAGUUUGUAUUAAAAGUAUAUAGUUUGCCAAUAAGCAAUGCCCUUGUUGAAAGAGCAUUUUCGAGAGUAACUUCUGUGAAGUCUAAAUUGAGAAACAGAAUAGGAUUAGAACUUUUGACAUCAAUUUUGAGAAUCAAAACAUAUCUUGAAGAAAACAGGACUUAUUGCUUUUCAUUCGAGGCCCCGAAUUCUUUGUUGAAAUAUGAUUCUUCUAUAUACAAAACUGAUGCUGCAGUAGAGGCUGAUGAAGAAAAUGACAUUUUUGAUAAUCUGCAACUAAGAAGAGGUGGAGUGGAGGGUUGUACUACUCUGCUUUAUACAGCCUGAAAUUUAUUAACUAGUAUUUUAAAUAUUGGUAAGUAAUUCUGUUAUUACAUUUUUAUCAAAUUUCUGCAACCGUAAUGGCAAUAAGCUAUUGAAAUAAUGUUAUGUCCCAUAGGUAUUGUAAUAUGUUUUUCUUAAUGCAAACCAACCAGUGAAAAGAAAUUGGGCUACUUUUAUUACAACUUCGCUACUUUUAAGGCAGCUUCUCGCUACUUUUAACAAUCCAUAUCUGGCAACCCUGGCCUAUCCAAACUACUGUCGGUCGCACAAAGAGUCUUCAGAGUUCCGUUAUCGUAUUGUGGUUUAUUUUUAACGUGGAUUACGGGGAAAAGCGUUAUUUUGUGGCGUGUCUUUCAUAUUCUUUCAUGCUCUUUUGAAAUUCCAAAGAACUCAUAUUUCCAAAGCCGAGGGUUGAGACAAAGAAGUGAGUGGGAGUAGGUUACCUAGAGUUGAUGGCAGUUAGCUAAGAUUGUUCAUUUAAUUACAUUAUAGUAUGCCAUAAAUAAGUUUAUUCCAACGUUCAUUAUGUAUUAUUUUACAAAAAUAAAAAAUUCUAAGCCCUCAUUUCGCGGUAAAGUAGACUAUGGCAGUUGACGUUUUCUUAUGUUAUUUUACUUACUGAACAAGAAUUUAAAGUAAUAAUUAUUCGGACGACUGUAAUUAACCCCCAGGGGCCAGUACUAAACACGGCGAAAUACAUUACUUUAAAUUCUUGUUCAGAAAGUAAAAUUACGUAGGAAAACGUCAACUGCCAUAGUCUACUUUACCGCGGAAUGAGGGCUUAGAAUUACCUUAAAAGGUAUGAAAUGCACAGUAAUGUAAAAGAGAGGCUAGGUUUAGCUGUAAUUAGACCUUGCCACAAGAGGGGUUCAUAUUUAUUCUGGUGCCAUGUAUAGGCUAGAUAAGGUAGCCUGGAAUGCCAUGCCCUGCCCAAAACAGACCUUACCUACCUAACUUCCCUUAGAGUGGCGUCCCCUGACCUGGCUAGUGGGUGCUUCGCCUCCCUGGAUCCCCAAAGUAACAUCCUAAACAAUGGGCUAAGCUUCAUUUGGGAGGUAGCAUUAGAGCCGGAUCAUGUCAUUUUGCAAACUAUCUGCAUAUUCUUAUAGAAUAUAUCCUGGGGUAGCGUAGGCUAGGCCAGAUUAGGCUUAGUUCAAAGACGUUUAUUAAAUUGGACACAAUUAAGCAGCUUAUUUUAUUACCAUAUUGAAAUUUAUUAUACCUGGGUGUUACAGAGACAUUAUUUACAUUACCAACUUGACUGUCAUUUAGGGUAAGAAAUACCUACUGACCAUUUCAAGCCCUGCGAUGCAUAGGUUUUCUUAAAUAUCUUUUUAAAUAUCAACUGUAUCUUCCUGAAAAUUUGGCACAACAUGUUUUACACCUUCCGCUAAUAUAUGGCAAUAUAAUUAAGUACCCUGAAUUAAUAAUUAAGGCACUUUACUUAGAAAAUGUUCAAUUUCCUCAGUAUUAGUUGUAAAUAUACGAACACCUGUCGUUGGCUUAGUCAAAGAGUUAGGAAAGAAGCCCCGCCCACUCCUCUUCCUUACUCUGUCUGAUACUUAUGAAUGGAAUAGUGCACUACCAUAUGUUUUUUUUUUCUUUUUAAAAUGUACACGAACUACCAUUUAUUACUGAUUACUUUUCAUAAAGCCAUUUGUAUGUUUUUAUUUAUCAUGGAUUUCCAUGAGAAUGGCGUGGUAGUGGCAACUUUAGAUUAGUAUUACAGAUAUAAACAUGGAAGGAAAAAAACAGAUCAUAAUUUAUUUAAAAGUAAGAUUACUAUAUACAUUAUUUUAUUAUACAUAUAUAAUAAAGUAUGUACAAUAUAUACAGAAAUUUUACAGAUUUUGAAGUAAUUUUUUGCAGUAACCUUGAAAACAGCAUAGACAUACAAAAUAAAAAACUGGUGGAUAAAUAUAUAAAAACUUAUUAAUUACAGGACUAUACAUACACACGUAUGAGGAUAUUUCAGCUCACUCCCCAUCACUGUCUAAAAACAGAUCGUCCUCGUCAUCACUGGCGACGUUGACAACGAUUGGAUUUAUGCAAUCCCGGACGUUGUCAGUAAGCCAGUAUUCGUUCUCGAAAGCUUGACUUCGUUGGACAGCUCCUUCCCACAUCUGUUUAGUGACAGCAAGCCUUGCUUCCUCCAAUCUGGCCUUUAGGUCUGCCCUGGUGAAAUGUCGUAACGAUGAACGUACAUAUAGCUUUAUAUGCGCCCAUACCUGCUCGAUGGCAUCGAGUUCAGGAUGGGCGGGUGGAAGCCGGACGACAAUAUAAACACACCUGAACAGCUUGUAACUACUGUCCCUCUAAUUUUCAGCGGGUAUAUUUUCCAGUAUAUAUAUUCUAAAUAAACCAAGAGGUCAAAAUAAUCUCCCAAAAUAAUGAAAAACAAAUAAAGUUUAUUGCAUAAACUAAUUUGGAUACAUAAAACAAUAAUCCAUAAAGUAAUUUAAAAAUGUUAAACACUAUACGUCAUAAUCGUAGUACGGUACACUUUCAUUCAUAAUUUGUUAACAGGGAAAGAAAGAAGUGGGCGGGCCGUCUUUCCUAACGGUGUCCGAAAGUCCCAGUCAAAUGCAAAGAAAAUUGGAAAUGUUCAAGAGUAAAGUGCCAUUAUUAAUAAUUUUAGAUACUUAGUUACAUUGCCAUACAUUAGCGGAAGGUCUAAAACAUGUUGGGCCAAAAUUUCAAGAAGAUACAGUUUAUAUUUAAAAAGAUAUUUAAGAAAACCUAUGCACCGCAGGCCUUGAAAUGGUCAGUAGUACUAAAUUACCCAGGAAAGUGAGCAUUAUUUUUCAGUGUAACAUUGUUUGCUGUAACUCUUAUGUAAUAAGGUUAGAAGUGUUGUUAGAGUCUUAUCACUCCAAAAUGUUUCUGAUGGUGAUGUUCAAGUCAGGGUAUUUUAGAAUUAGUGUAUAAAGUAAUGAAAAAAUAACAAAAUGCAGAUGUAUUUACAUGCUAGCGUAUCUCCCCAUUUCAUUCAUGCUGCUGCUGGCCUUUUUCAUAUGUCUUUCAGUUCAUGCUCUUUACAGUACAGUGUAUCCCCAAGGUAACAAAAAUGCUCCACCUCUUUUAAGACAAGCUCAUCUAUUAAUACAGGGUUCUUAAUUCCCUUAAACUUGUCAAAUGGAUUUUUGGUAUCUUUUCAGUAGUAUCAGUAUCUUACUCCCAAAUUUAGUUUGUAAUCGUAAGCUCCUCUUUUAACCUAUUAUUCAAAACUGAGAUGGCAAUUUUUUUAAACUUAUUUUACGUAUAUUCUUUGCUUCCUAUACAGUCAUCUUAAGCUUUGAUUUUCAUAUGUUGAUUAUCAGUCCUUCUUUCCAUUCCAGUCUUCCUCUUGGUAAACAUUUUCACCACCUCUUCCUCGGACUCUGUUGUUAGUACUAGGUCGUUUGUAUAAAGGAUCCCCUUGAAUUCCUUUUGUGCACUUCUCUGUAGCUUCUUCCUUUAGUAGUGAUAAACUGAAACAGGCUCAGCUCUGAUCCUUGAUGGACACCAAAAUUUAUCAGAGAGUCUUACAGUACAGCUGCCACUGUCUUCACACUAGUUAUAAGGUAUAAAGUCUUUCUGGUACCAUUUAAUUGUUUAUGCUGGUACUCUGACAAAUGAUUUUAAGUUUCACAAAUAUGUGGUAUAAUUUCAUCUUGUUUUUAUAUAUAUUUAAAUCAAGGAUUAUAUGGGGAUCUCUUAAUCCUACAAAAUUGAAAAGAUUAUGCAAAAUUAAUAGACCUAUUGUACUGUAUAUUUUACUGUAUUAGAAUUUUUUAGACCUUGCAAAAAUAAUUCUUAUUGUGUAAUGAAGAGAAGCAUUCUGAUCACAAUAUAGCUGUAUACUAUGCAAGUAAUGUGAUUAAUUGUUAAAGCUAUAAACUAAUUGUGAAUUUCAUAACACUGCUUUUGAAGAUAUUCUUGGAAUAAUGGUGUAUGUAUUAACUGUAUAUAUAUUAUGCAAUAUUAAUCUAAUAUGAUGUACAUAUAAUUGAAAAACAUAGUUAGAAAUUGUAUUGCAAAUUAUAUAAUCACCAUUAUUAUGCAAGAGUUUAGUAUAAACAACGCUGUAAGCUUGAGUUUUUAUGUAAAUAAAUGAUUUUAUACCAUUCUUAAGACAAAACUUUA
Molecule: messenger RNA, 7392 nt
Organism: Macrobrachium nipponense
Lineage: Eukaryota; Metazoa; Arthropoda; Malacostraca; Decapoda; Palaemonidae
Exons: 7
Coding region: 856-1701 (281 amino acids)
Source: RefSeq, a predicted model, not a curated record